This is a messenger RNA of Haemorhous mexicanus (house finch), 3942 nucleotides long. RefSeq names its product inner centromere protein (gene INCENP). Gene Ontology annotation, biological process: positive regulation of protein serine/threonine kinase activity; metaphase chromosome alignment; meiotic spindle midzone assembly. Lineage: Eukaryota; Metazoa; Chordata; Aves; Passeriformes; Fringillidae. Gene Ontology annotation, cellular component: kinetochore; chromosome passenger complex; nucleus. Gene Ontology annotation, molecular function: protein serine/threonine kinase activator activity. The record is from RefSeq and is a predicted model, not a curated record. Bases 33 to 2630 code for a protein of 865 amino acids. The transcript is spliced from 17 exons.
GCCGCGCGCGGGCGGCCGUUGGCGCUGAAACGAUGGCGGCGAAGGCGGCCGCGGCGGCGAUGGGGCCUGCGGCGGUCGCGGCGCGGACGAUGGAGCUGCCCUCAGAGGGCGACCGGCGUCUGGCCCAGUUCCUGCGGCAGGUGGACGAGACCGAUAUGGUGUGGCUGGAUGAGAUCUACGAGGAGGCGGUCAAGAUGUUUGUCAGCAACUACAGCGAGGAGCUCGAGCUGAUGCCCAAGACACCGUCGCAGAAGAAACGGCAGCGGAGGAAGAGGGUAUCGGCCUUACAGGAAGAGCCGGAGUCCGGCAGGAAGCGCCUCUCCAGGAGGAGGAACGGCAGCAGCAGACCUUCUGUGCGGUCUUCUCAGCGAUUCAAGAACAAAGAAAACCUGGAACUCAGCAGGGCCGAGGCCAAGGAAGACUCUCCACCACUGCGUGUGACACGAUCCCGGGCUGCAGCUUCUGCCAGAGGCUCCAAGGUGGUUCCUGAGACCCCUACUGCCCUGCAGGCAGCAGGGAAGGAUCCCUGGGUGCAAGCUGACCAUGUUGGUACUGCAGUGUCUCUCCAGAGGAGCGGGGCAAAGCCUGCAGAGCUGCUCCCCAUGAGCUCAGGGAACGGCUCUCCCGAGGAACAUGGUGCUCCCAAGUCGCCGCUGGUGCCCACAGCCCCUGAGCUGGUGCUGCCCUGUACUCCCGAGGCCAGCCAGGCCGUGCCCGAGCCACAGCCAGCCAGGGCAGCCAAUGUCACCGUCAUCCUGAGCCCAGGGGCUGGACUGAAGGAGGGGGAUGGCUCCCCACAGGAUCACAGCCAGGCUCAGGAGCCCUCCCAGCCCCUGAGGAGCAACCCAGGGACUCCGACCGGCUCCAGGCUCAGCCGCCGCUCUGUGCGCCGGAGCCUGAUGGGGAAACCCUCCCUGAGCCGCAGAACCUCCCUGGCAGAGAAAUACUCCCUGGCCAGCAAGAGGGAGAGCAUGAUCCGGGCAUCCACCGCCAGGGCAGCGGGCAAGAAGAGGGCGACUCAGAAGAGAUUUGUGUCCUCCAGCUCUGUGGAUUCCUCCAGCUCCAUAAGUGUGCCAGAGGAUGAAGAAACCGUUGUCAAAACUGGGCCUCCUCCUGGACCCUCCACCCCCUCCAAGCUGGAAUCCCAAAACCCUCGGAUGUCCCUUCGCUCCCACACAGUCAGCAAACAUGGGCAGCCCCAGGAGCAGAACAGCAGUGAAAACAACUUAAAUAAGAAUGGGGGGAGCCUGGAGCCACCCCAGAGUGCCAGGAGGAAGCCGAGCUACAAGAGAGCCGUGGAUGAGCGCUACGACCACCAGCAGGCAGAGGAGGGAGGGCUGUCUCCUCUCAGGAAGAAGACCCCAUCCCCAGUCCUCCCAGCCAGCAAGGUGGUGCGCCCGUUCAAAACGUUCCUGCACACGGUGCAGAAGAACCAGCUCCUCAUGACACCGAGCUCUGUCGGGAGGAAUGGAGUCAUAAAAUCCUUCAUCAGGUACAACACCCCUCUCCAGGCUGAUCCCAAGGAGAAGGAGAGGCAGAAGCUGGAGACUCUGCGGAAGAAGCAAGAAGCUGAGCAGCUGAGAAGGCAAAAGGUGGAGGAGGAGAAGAAACGGCGACUCGGAGAGGCGAAGCUGAAGCGCGAGGAACGCCUGCGCAAGGUGCUGCAAGCCCGGGAGCGGGCGGAGGAGAUGGAGAAGGAGAGGAAGAGGAGGAUUGAGCAGAAGAUUGCGCUGUUUGAUGAGAAGACCGAGAAGGUGCGGGAAGAAAGGCUGGCAGAGGAGAAGAUCAAGAAGAGAGUGGCUGCAAGGAAGAUGGAGGAAGCUGAGGCCCGGCGCAGACAAGAGGAGGAGGUCAGGAGACAAAGAGCUCUGCAGCAGGAGGAGGAGGAACGGCGGCGCAGGGAGCUGAUGCAGAGGAAGAAGGAAGAGGAGCAGGAGCGUGCCCGGAAGAUCGCUGAGCAGAGGCAGGCAGAACUGGAGCGGGAGAGGCAGCUGGCUGCAGAGAGAGAACUGGAGAGGAAGAGGGAGCAGGAGCGGAUCCAGGCAGAAAAGCUCCGGGAGCAGCAGGAGAGGGCUGCCCGCCUGCAGAAGGAAGAAGCGUCUGCUAAGGAGCGGCUCCGGAUGGAGAUGGAGAAGAAGGAGAGGGAGCAGCAGAUGCUGGUGGAGAAGAAGAGGCAGGAGGAAGAGCAGAAGAAACUGUCAGAGGAGCAAAAGGCCAAAGACAAUGCCCGGGCACCACUCCAGGAGAACAAGGAGAAUUCCCCUGCCUGCAACUCGUAUGAGAUGACUCCACAGAGCAGGAAGGAACUCAAGGUGCCUUUGACAAGCUCCAACGACUACGGGAUGGACCUGAACAGCGAUGACUCGACAGAUGACGAGAGCCAGCCACGCAAGCCUGUCCCUGCCUGGGCCACUGGGAAUCUGCUCAGCCAGGCUGUGAUCCGGCAGUACUACAACCCCCCUGACGUGGACGCGCUGUUCGGGGCCAUCCCCAGCCCCAAGCUGGAGGACAUCUUCUACAAGAACAAACCCCGCUACUUCAAGCGCACGAGCUCAGCCGUGUGGCACUCCCCGCCCACCAUGGCGGCCAAGCCGGCCCUGGGGCUGCCCUGCGGCCUCAAGAAGCCCUGAGGUGAGCCCAGGUGUGCAGCAGGUGUGCCUUCCUGUCUCCAGGUGAGGAAGGAGUCACUCUUCACUUUAAGUAUUUAGGUUCUAGCAUUGGAUAAAUGGCAGCUUUUCCUGGGUUCCCGCGCCUCGGUUUGCGGGGCUGGUUUCUGUCAGGCCAAGCCACGAGGUGCUGUCCUGGGAAGUGCCUCUCUUGUACCCUUAGCUUGGAGCUGGCAUGGACUCAGAUCUUCAGCGGGUGAGCGCUGUCACCUGAAGCUGUGGGAUGCCCCCUCUGUGUCACACAGGCCUGGCAGGCCCUGCCAUUCCUCGGUUGUACGUCUGUGCUACUCUCGAGGCCAGUGACAGCCAGGGACCACUGCACCAGGGCACAGUCCGGCCUACUCCACUGCUCUUCUCAGGAAGGUGUUCCCAGGUGUGCUCUUCAUCUCCUGCAAUCCCAAAGGGAUUCGUUGCUCUGUUCCCACCUGUGUGGUGAUGUCCAGCAGCUGGGCACGGCCGACGUUGGCACAGCUGGGGCAGGAACAUCAUGAGGGUCUCAGUGACGUUCUGCCAGCUGUGGAGAGAUGUGACCAAGGUGUGACCAUGUCCCCGAGGACCUGCAAGUGUGUGAGCCAGCUCUAGGCCUUGAUAGGAGAAACUCUGCAAGGGUUUUGGCAGAUUUUUUUUGUUUCUCAGUGAAAUUCCAUCUGUGAGGCCAGAUGGGAUUUGAGAGGAUGUUUUUAACCUUAAUCCCUCUUGUUCACCCUUGGCUGUGGCUCAGCAUCAGCUCGUUGUCUCGGCCUGUUUAGCACUUCCUGUUCAGUAAGCCACUGCUAACCGGACUCUGGCCAUCCCAAUUUCAUUGAACCAAAAAUUCCAGCUCAGCCUUCCCAUUCCAGGAGUCCGUGGUGGUUUAGUCAUUCCUUCUGCACCCAGCCCAGCCCUGUAAAACCCCUGUAGAUACUGUGCUUUGUGUGAGGGGACAUGAUCCUGUCUGUGUCUGUAGCCAACGUGCUGUUUGCCAGCAGAUGUUCUUCAAAAGAAACAAAAUAUUAAAUUUUGUUUUUAAAUUAAAUACAAAAGGUUUUGUAUUUAAAUACACUGGUGUCUGUAUGCUGGGGCUGCUUUGUACGUGCAGAUCUGUAUCUGUGGAGUGUCUGUGCUGCUGGGGUUGCUGUGUAGAUCCAGGUCUGGCUAUUGCUGUCUGUACCCAUGGAGUGCCUGUGUUUCCGUUGGCUGUCCUGUGCAUCCAGGUCUGUAUCCGUGCAACCGCGACUUCUUGUACAAAAGCUUCUGAGUUGGCCAAACACUGUUGGAUAAAGUGAGUUUAAUCAUC